Thamnophis elegans (Western terrestrial garter snake) is the source of this 549-nucleotide messenger RNA. RefSeq names its product RNA polymerase II subunit K (gene POLR2K). The transcript has 4 exons. Gene Ontology annotation, molecular function: DNA binding; DNA-directed RNA polymerase activity; zinc ion binding. The record is from RefSeq and is a predicted model, not a curated record. Lineage: Eukaryota; Metazoa; Chordata; Lepidosauria; Squamata; Natricidae. Gene Ontology annotation, cellular component: RNA polymerase III complex; RNA polymerase I complex; RNA polymerase II, core complex. Gene Ontology annotation, biological process: DNA-templated transcription. The coding region runs from base 233 to 439 and encodes 68 amino acids.
GCUCGGAUAACCCUCAGGCGCACGAGCGUCGCGCUUCGGCGAAAGGGAGGCGGAAGAGCGGGCUUUAAACAGAAUGACAGACUUGGAAGGGACCUUGGAGGUCUUCUAGUCCAACCCCCUGCACAAGCAGGAAACCCUAUAUACUAUUUCUGCACGAGGCUGAUUGAGUGGCUGAGCAAAACAAGGCAGCUACUGCGGCGGGAGGCUUUUUGCGAAAGGCGGUUAAACCAGCAUGAAGGAUAUGGAACGUGCUGGCUUUCAACAGGUUAUGGAAGAAGAUGCUCCCCCUCCAAAGCAGCAACCAAUGAUAUACAUCUGUGGAGAUUGUCACAAAGAAAAUGAGAUAAAAGCAAGAGAUCCUAUCAGAUGCAGAGAGUGUGGUUACAGAAUAAUGUAUAAGAAAAGAACAAAAAGAUUAGUUGUAUUUGAUGCCCGAUGAAGAGAACAGAGGAUGCAUCUAAUUGAUCUGAAUUCAUGUCCAUUCUGUGUUGAUUUUAUUUAAGCAAAUACUCCAAUUUUGGUUCUUGCAAUAAAAUUUUAUUUCAAGCA